AUGUUUUUUUAUUUUAUUAAAUUAAAUCUCAUAAUUAUAUUCUACACAUUUAUCGCAAUUAUAUAUAAAUGUACAUGUAUUCGUAUAGGAAUCUUAAAUACUAGAAUUGGUAUAGGAAUCUCAAAUUCCAGAAUUAGCCUAGGAAUUACAAAUCCUGGAGAUAAACUGGCAAUAAUUAAUCCCGUAGUUAGGCUAGGAAUAUUAAAUCCCGUAGUUAGUCUAGGAAUUAAGAAUCCAGGAGAUAAACUAGCAAUAAUUAGUCCCUCCUUUAAACUAGCAAUAAUUAAUCCUAGAAUUCCUAUAGGAAUCACCAGUCCAAUCCUUACUCUUGGUAGAAUCACAUUUAUAAAUAAAGGUUCUAUAAACCCAUAUAAUAUAAAUUUAAAGAAUGAAUUUAAAAUUAAAAGUACGAAAGUAGAUGAAAUAUUAGAAAAUCUGAAGGAACUGACUUUGUUGGAGACGUCUGAAUUGGUGAAGAAAAUUGAAGAGGUUUUUGGAGUAUCAGCUCAGCCACAAGGACCACUUGCAUUAAGGCCUCAGGCUAUUGCACCUGAGGAACCUUAUAAAGAGGAAGAAGAAGAUGAUGAGAAGGAACGUGAACGUGAUAAGCGUAGGAAACACAAUGUUGUAAUUAAGGAAAUUGAAAAAGAUAAAAGAAUCGAUUCGUUUAAAACUCUAAAGGAAUAUUUCCCAGACAGGUCCGCAUCUGAAAUUAAGAAGAUUAUGGACUCACUUCCUUUUGUAGUUAAGACUGUUACAUCCCAAAGAGAGGCUGAAGAUAUCAUCAAAAAACUCACUACAGAUGGAAUGAAAAUUGAAAUUGAAUAA
Messenger RNA from Theileria annulata, 828 nucleotides. Its product is annotated as 50S ribosomal protein L12, putative. NCBI's taxonomy places the organism in Eukaryota, Apicomplexa, Aconoidasida, Piroplasmida, Theileriidae. The transcript has a single exon. Gene Ontology annotation, cellular component: ribosome. The record is from RefSeq and is a predicted model, not a curated record. Gene Ontology annotation, molecular function: structural constituent of ribosome. Gene Ontology annotation, biological process: translation. Bases 1 to 828 code for a protein of 275 amino acids.